GUUUUUUAUUUUUUUUAUUCUUUUCCGCCCUUGCUUUUGCAUCCUCCUUGAUGCUAGUUACCCUUUAGCACAUAAGCUGGUGUUUCUCGAACCCUGGACUGCAUAAUCAUAACCCCACCACACUCACUCAAGUUCGAUCACUGUCAUCGUUUCUCACCUAACAUAGGCAAAGCUCAGCUCUUUUCUUCCUUGGAAAUACCACUUUGACCCGUGGAAUUCGGUUCUCAUUUUGCUCUACCUAAUCCUGAGAGCGGCGUAGGCGUCUCGCAAGUACCUCAUUCUUUGACCGCCCCUCCAAAGCAAAGCAAAGACAAGCGUCUCAGCCAAACACACACCGAGAUAUUCCCCGCCUAGGUCAAUCCAUCCAUCCAUCCAGACUUUCUGUCAGCCAUGGCCGACGUUCCGCUCGUUGUUAUCUCAGAAUUCGCGCAGUCAGAGCGUCGCAUUACACCGUCAUGGUCCAUCUCCCAACUCAAGGGCAAGCUUGAGACUGUCACUGGUGUUCCGCCCUCUUGCCAACGGCUCUCCCUCAAGCCCACAGCUGGCGCAGAGGCUAUCGCUAUUGAGGCGCCUAACGAAGACGACACCCACUUGUCCAACUUUCCCCUGGCCCCGUAUGCAGAGCUUCAUGUAAUUGACACACGACCUGCGGCCUCUCGGAUCAACUUGAAUGACACCUCGGGCGUCGACAAAUAUGUCAUGCCCGAAGAAGAGUACGAGAAAAAGACGGACUCGGUCCUAGCCUGGAAGAAGGCUCAGAAGUUAGGCCGUUUCGACCCAGAUGCUCCCAGCCACGAAGAGGCCAAGCUGCAGGCUCUUGACCGCGAGGUUGCCACGCGGGGCAUUGCUGUCGGCCGACGGUGUCGCGUUGGCGGUGAGGAUACUCGACGCGGUGUCAUCCAGUACGUCGGUGAGGUCAAGGAGAUCCCCGGCGGUCUCGGUUCAUGGGUGGGAGUCCAGCUCGAUGAGCCCGUUGGCAAGAAUGACGGUAGCAUCGCUGGUACUCGAUACUGGGGCGAGCCCUCUGAGCUCAAGCAUGGUGUCUUUGUGAGGCCGGAGCGGGUUGAGGUGGGCGAUUUCCCUGCUCUCGACGACUUGGAAGAUAUGGAGGAGAUUUAGACGUCUCGAGUGUGAACAGCUCGAUGGUCUAGGGCUGGUGGUUCUCUGUUGAGUAAACAUUGAUAUCUACAGCGAACGGUGUACCUGGUGGUUGUAAUUAGAGCCAGGCUCUGUGGGAAGCCUACCCUCCAAAGUACUUUCAACCGGGAGUAAUUUUAUCAUAGCCGGAGCCUGGCAACUUGGUCGUGCAAGGCCAUCAGGUCUGCCGGCUUUACAAAACACGGAUACACAAAUCAGUCACCAAACCGAG
Molecule: messenger RNA, 1369 nt
Organism: Fusarium oxysporum Fo47
Lineage: Eukaryota; Fungi; Ascomycota; Sordariomycetes; Hypocreales; Nectriaceae
Product: CAP Gly-rich domain-containing protein
Exons: 2
Coding region: 391-1119 (242 amino acids)
Biological process (GO): cytoplasmic microtubule organization; tubulin complex assembly; post-chaperonin tubulin folding pathway
Cellular component (GO): nucleus; cytoplasm; microtubule plus-end
Molecular function (GO): microtubule plus-end binding; alpha-tubulin binding
Source: RefSeq, a predicted model, not a curated record